UAUUUAUCAACAGAACGCUGUCAAACGUUUGAAAACACUCUGUAAACUUUUGGUUAUAUCGGCGUUUUAUCGCGUUUCACUCCAAUUUUGCUCCCGUUUUUAUAUUGAAACAAAUUAGGUUUUAUUUAAGAAUAUGUCCGAGAAACGUAAACUUAAAGCACCACCGACAAAAACCUCGCCAGCUAAGAAGCCAAAACUGGAGGACAUUGGUUCCGAUGACGACGAAGAUAAUGCCAGGAGAAUCAAAUCGAAAGUGCCGGAUACAUCUCUGCCGAACCGCUCCAAAUUGUGCCCUUACCUGGACACUAUAAAUCGACAUCUGUUGGAUUUCGAUUUUGAGAAGCUGUGCUCGGUCUCACUAACCCGGAUCAACGUCUAUGCCUGUUUGGUAUGCGGAAAGUAUUUCCAGGGACGCGGAACGAAUACUCAUGCCUACACGCAUUCCGUGGCCGAGUCUCAUCAUGUUUUCCUGAACUUGUCCACAUUGAAGUUCUACUGCCUUCCGGACAACUACGAAAUCAUAGACUCCUCACUGGACGAUAUCAAGUACGUGUUGAAUCCCGUGUUUACCGCGAGGGACAUCCGGAAUCUAGACAAGGAGGACCAGAAGAUGUCAAGAACUGUGGAUGGGACGCUGUAUUCGCCGGGAAUCGUAGGAAUGAACAACAUCAAAGCGAACGAUUAUUGCAAUGUUAUCUUGCAGUCGUUAUCUCAUGUGAAACCAAUAAGAGACUUCUUUUUGAUUGAAAAGAAUUAUGCCAAUAUCAAGAGACCGCCAGGUGAUACGGCCUUUACCCUUGUCCAGCGAUUUGGAGAGUUACUGCGCAAAUUGUGGAAUCCUAGAAAUUUCAAGUCCCACGUUUCGCCACAUGAAAUGCUCCAGGCGGUUGUGUUGUGGAGUAGCAAGAAGUUUCAAAUUACGGAGCAAGGCGAUCCAAUCGAGUUCCUGUCCUGGUUCUUGCAUAUUUUGCACAAACAGCUGCGUGGUAAUAAGCAACCAAAUUCAUCCGUGGUAUAUCGAACGUUCCAGGGGGAGAUGAAGAUCUAUACCCGAAAGUUGCCUCCCACGGAACUGGAUGAUGUGCAGAAGCAAUUGCUGCUUGCAACAGACGAGUACCAGGAGAAGGUUGAAACAUCGACUUUCUUGUACUUGACUUGUGACCUCCCGGCGACGCCGUUAUUCAUCGAUGAAUUUAGGGAGAACAUAAUUCCCCAGGUCAAUCUGUACCAGCUGCUGGCAAAGUUCAAUUCGGUUUCCGAAAAGGAAUACAAAACAUACAAGGAAAAUUUUCUCAAACGUUUUGAAAUAACUAGAUUGCCCAAAUUUAUUAUCUUAUACAUCAAGCGAUUCACAAAGAAUACGUUUUUCCUAGAAAAGAAUCCAACCAUCGUUAAUUUUCCUGUGAAAAACAUCGAUUUCGGUGACAUAUUGACUGACGAGAACAAGAAGCUCCACAAGUACACCAAGUACAAUUUGGUGGCCAACAUCGUUCAUGACGGCGAGCCCAAUGCUGGGACCUAUCGGUGUCAUAUACUGCAAAAGAGUACCAACCAAUGGUAUGAGAUGCAGGAUCUGCAUGUGACCAACAUUCUGCCGCAAAUGAUCACCCUGACGGAAGCGUACAUUCAGAUCUACGAACAGCAAGAAGAGGAUGACGAUUUGAUUGAAGUUAAGUAAAACAUGUAGGUAGGUAAUUUUUUUUUCAACAGAUUAAAUCAUCUGUGUCAGUGUAAACUGACAGCCUGUUCAGACUAUGAGUUUUAUCAUUAGAUAAAGAGUAUCUUGAUAAAUUUAGUAUCAAAAACCACUUUAUCAAGUUGAGGAGCUCGUAAUCUGAAUUGUCUAUAACUUCGUGAAAUAAAUUGAUUUAUAAAAA
Messenger RNA from Armigeres subalbatus, 1877 nucleotides. RefSeq names its product ubiquitin carboxyl-terminal hydrolase 39 (gene Usp39). The coding region runs from base 134 to 1678 and encodes 514 amino acids. Gene Ontology annotation, biological process: protein deubiquitination; mRNA processing; spliceosomal complex assembly. The record is from RefSeq and is a predicted model, not a curated record. Gene Ontology annotation, molecular function: cysteine-type deubiquitinase activity; zinc ion binding. The transcript is spliced from 3 exons. Lineage: Eukaryota; Metazoa; Arthropoda; Insecta; Diptera; Culicidae.